CCGAGAGACCAAACGGACCCAUUGUGACGCCGUGACGUUUUCAUUUUGCGGGUUGCGGUGCGGCAUCCUAUUUACAAGCUUUCGUUUUUCUUUUUUUUUUUUUUUCUUGUUCUGGGUAUUUUACUAUUAUGGUCUGGAAUGGUUUUGAUAGACUCCCUCUUUUCUUCGGUUCUCCAUCCCUUAAUAAAAACAGUAGUAGCAGAAGAAUAGAAAAAAACGUUUUUUUCUUUCUCUUGUUUUAUUAGAUCCUAGGUUCUUCUUCUGUGUUGUCUCAGGUAUGGCUUAAACUUUAGUUUUCUGUUGGAAUUUUAGACGGUAUUGUUUCUUUUUUCUACAUGGAGGGGGGGGGGGUUCCAUGUCUGUGGAUUCUUAUUAGAGAUUAGAUAGAAAACGUGCUUUUGUGCUGAAUUAUGGUUUGUAUUUAGGUUGUUAGUUUAGGCUGUAAAUUAUGGGUUCAGAGGUCAAUUCCAUAAACGGUUUCAAGUUCCACAAUGGGUUUAGCAUGCCUUAUUCAAAUGGAUACCCUAAAUCCGAGAUUUCUAAUGGGAUUAUAUCAAAUGACCCAUCUUUAGAUUUAAGCUCUGUAGGUGCCCCAUUUUUACCUUCUCUUGGUUUGAAUAAUUCUAGCACUUAUGCUUCAUUUUUUAGCACAGACAAAGAGGGAGAUUCUUCAUCUCCUUCUGAUGACGGUGACUUCUCCGACACUGUUCUCAAAUACAUAAGCCAGGUGCUUUUGGAAGAGGACAUGGAAGAGAAGCCCUGUCUGUUCCAUGAUUCGUUGGCACUUCAAGCUGCCGAAAAAUCGCUUUAUGAAGUUCUUGGUGAGAGCUAUCCUCCUCGCAAUCGAGCCCCUCUUUGUAGUGGCCAUAGUGUUGAGAGCAGCCCUGAUGACUGUUCUUUCCGUACGUCCGGUGAUCAUAGCACUUAUGCUGGUUCUAGUUCCAAUACUAGCAAGUCUAUUGAUUCUCGGUGGAAUGGUGAUUUGGGGGAAAACAAUGACAAGCCGUCUUUAUUCGAAGCAAGUGUUCCUGAUAACUUUGUUUUUCAGUCUUCUGUGAAUUCCUUUUCACAGUCUUCAGCUCGUUUUCAAAAAGUUACUGCUAGUAAUGGGAAAGGGUUGGUGGGAUCUAAUUCGAAUGAGCUUGCUAUUCCAAAUUAUUUUAGUGAGAGUGAAUUGGCAUUGCACUUCAAGAAGGGGGUUGAGGAAGCUAGUAAGUUCCUACCCAAAGGUAAUCAGCUGACUUUCGAUUUCAAGAGCAAUGCAUGGACUGCAGAGUUGAAUCAGAAGGCUCCAGUGACGGUAGUCGAAAUGGAGAGUGACUGGAAGGAGUAUUCACCACAUCGGUUGACAGGAAAGAAGAAUCAUGAUCGAGAAGAUGAAGAUUUUGAAGAAGGGAGGAAUAACAAACAGUCUGCGGUUUCUGGGGAUGAAAGUGAGCUAUCUGACAUGUUUGAUAAGGUGCUCAUUUGUGCUGGAAGAAAUGAAAAAUCUCCUGCUUGUGGUGCUGAUGAAACUCCACGCAAUGGACCAAGCAAAUUGCAGCCAAAGGAGCAAACAAAUGGAUCCGGGAAGGCUCGUGGCAAGAAACAGGGUAAGAAGAAAGAAGUAGUGGAUUUGAGGACUCUCCUGAUUUUAUGUGCACAAGCAGUCUCAGGAGAUGAUGGUGCGACUGCUAAGGAACUGAUAAAGCAGAUUAGGCAGCAUUCUUCACCCACUGGUGAUGGCUCUCAGAGAUUAGCUCAGUGCUUUGUCGAUGCCCUUGAAGCACGCUUAGCUGGGACUGGAACUCAUAUUUAUUCCUCUCUGGCUGUGAAAAGAACUUCAGCUGCUGAUAUGUUGAAAGCUUACCAAGUUUAUUUAUCUGCCUGCCCUUUCAUGAAGAUGGCAAUAUUUUUCGCAAACAACACUAUUUUUAAGGUAGCAGAGAAAGCAACGACACUCCAUGUGAUAGACUUUGGUAUUUUUUAUGGUUUUCAGUGGCCAGCUCUAAUCCACUGCCUUGCAAACAGACCUGGUGGUCCUCCAAAAUUACGAAUUACGGGAAUAGAGUUUCCCAGGCCUGGCUUCAGGCCUGCUGAGGCUGUCCAAGAGACCGGCCAUCGCUUGGCAAGGUAUUGUGAGCGUUAUAAUGUUCCAUUUGAGUUCAAUGCUGUUGCACAGAAAUGGGAGACAAUCCAAACUGAAGACCUCAAGAUUAAUUCCAAUGAUGUUAUUGCUGUGAAUUGCCUGUUUCGAUUUAAGAACCUACUAGAUGAGACAGUAGUGUUGAACAGUCCAAGGGAUAUCGUUCUAAACUUGAUCCGGAAGAUAAAUCCUGAUAUUUUCGUUCAUAGCAUUGUUAAUGGGUCCUACAACGCCCCUUUUUUUGUGACACGGUUCCGGGAGGCACUCUUCCAUUUCUCUGCACUAUUUGACAUGUCCGAGACAAAUAUCUCUCAAGAAGAUAACUUGAGGUCCAUGCUCGAGCAAAAGUUUUACGGGCAAGAAAUAAUGAAUAUUGUAGCAUGCGAAGGCACAGAAAGAGUAGAAAGACCGGAGGCAUACAAACAAUGGCAGGUUCGUAGUGUGAGGGCUGGCUUUACACAGCUUCCAUUAGACCCUGAACUCAUGAAGAAAGUUAGAGGAAAGGUGAAGGAGUGCUACCACAGUGAUUUUAUGGUGGACGUGGAUGGGCGGUGGAUGUUGCAGGGAUGGAAGGGUCGGAUUAUCUACGCGUCUUCUGCUUGGGUACCCGCAUCUUAUCCAGUUUAAAAGGCAAGCUAUAACGAGAGCAUCGUUCAAGCGAGGUAUUGACAUCAAUCUUUAGGAUGACCUAUCAGAAAAUUUUGUUUUUACCUCAGAAUGAAGUAGCAGUGGCUUGUAUUGAUUACAUUUAAUGCUCCUUAACAUGAUGGUGUAACAUGCUACAUAGCUUUUGUAGAUUGUGCCUUCGGCUCAUUUGACCUACUCUUGUACUCUAAUCUAGUUAGUUCAGUGCCACUUCAUAGAUUAUGCAAGGACUACUGGUUUAUCCAUAAUCCAUGGCCUUGCUUCGUACA
This is a messenger RNA of Gossypium raimondii (Peruvian cotton), 3039 nucleotides long. RefSeq names its product scarecrow-like protein 33. Gene Ontology annotation, molecular function: sequence-specific DNA binding; DNA-binding transcription factor activity. Lineage: Eukaryota; Viridiplantae; Streptophyta; Magnoliopsida; Malvales; Malvaceae. Gene Ontology annotation, biological process: regulation of DNA-templated transcription. Bases 449 to 2752 code for a protein of 767 amino acids. The record is from RefSeq and is a predicted model, not a curated record. Gene Ontology annotation, cellular component: nucleus. The transcript has a single exon.